This is a messenger RNA of Dichotomopilus funicola, 1917 nucleotides long. RefSeq lists its product as uncharacterized. The record is from RefSeq and is a predicted model, not a curated record. Bases 1 to 1917 code for a protein of 638 amino acids. The transcript is spliced from 4 exons. Lineage: Eukaryota; Fungi; Ascomycota; Sordariomycetes; Sordariales; Chaetomiaceae.
AUGACCGGCCCCACCACAAAACAAUUCCCGGGCUUCGGCCUCCCAAUCGUUGGUGAUGACCAACGCCGGUCGAUUUUGCGGUUGCCCCUCGCCAUUGGCGCUAUGCCAUGGGAGAGCAAAGGGGUCACUGUCCGCGAGAAGCGGAUGCUUGAGUUCAUAAGCAGCAUCAGCGACAAACCGGAUUGGGACACCAAGGUGUUUGAUGAAACCAUCGUAGCCCGAUGGCGCACCGAGUCGGAUGUUAGACCAGAUGAACUGGAUGGGGAUGUGUAUCUGUCGCAAGAGAUGUUUGAUCAUUGCAUCGCUGAACUCCGAGACAAGGCCACCAGAUACAAGGAAACAGGCUGCGUCAACGUGCUUGACUCGGAGUUGACUGUGAUCAAGUCAGACAGCGCUAUCUCGGAGCAGCUCCGGAAUGAACUCCGGGACAAGGUUCGACCCCUAGAGGACGUCCCCGAGAAUGAGAAAGAUUGGCACCCUAAGUCUGACAAUCUUGUUCUCGAUCUUGUCCAUCCAUCUCUGUUCCCCGUCAUCUGGGGGGUAACACGUGCACUCAAGGAGGGCACCGUGCCGCUAGAUGGCUGCAUCGACUACACCGGCAAAGGGGACUUGGUCGGGUCCUUCGAGUCGAUGUCGAAUUCCUCCUCACUGCAAACCUGGGGAUCCUUCCAGUGGCUGCCGGCACAGGUCGAGCUCGCCACCGACGGGAGUGCCAAAAUUACGAGUUACAUCAACAACUUGCACCCGGUGCACCACAAGGCGUUGUACGGUACACUGGAGCGCAUCGUUGCGGCUACCGUCCCGCUCUGGCAGGAUGCGCUCAAUGGCUUUGCCAACCGCCUCCGGUUCAAGAUUCGGAACACUGGUGACGACGAUUACUCGUACCCGCCAGGGCUAUAUUACCGAGUCCCCGGUCGGCGCGGUCCUCGGGCGUGGUGGGACCCGACAGUAGACGAGUACUGCGACAAACACGGCAAUUCAGAGGACGACGACGACGAUUAUGACUGGCAGAAUGACAAUGCCUGGACGGAUUGGCAAGAUGAACACCGCACUCUCGUAUACCCCGAACCAAGGCGAUACAUCUCAGAAGCCGAAAUUGCCGCGAAGCGAGCCGAAGCCGAGGCUCUACGAGCCAAGGAGCAAACCGAGGGCAAAAACCAACCCUCUGGCGUCCGUUCUUUGAUCCAAGACUAUCCCCAGAUCGAUCUCCAGAAAUACCCCCCCAUCGACCUCCAAAAGGAUUUCCCCGACGGCCUGCAAGUCAUCUUCAAGCUCGCCAAUAUCCACCUGACCCCAGAGCAGCCCCGGUACCCUGGCGGUGCCUGGCAUGUCGAAGGAACCCAAAACGAGACAAUCUGCGCGUCGGCGAUCUAUUACUUCGACCAAGACAACAUCACAGACAGCCACCUUGCCUUCCGGCAGGCCAUCGACCAGGAUGAGCUCAUCAUGAUGCCUGCACAGAACGAGUACACUUCAUUAGAAACGUUCUUCGGCGUGGAACAACACGGGCCCUGCACGCAAACUCUCGGUCAGGUUCUCACGCGUGAAGGGCGUCUGUUGGUGUUCCCCAACUGCCUGCAGCAUCAGGUCCAGCCGUUCGAGCUCCAGGACAAGACCCGCGCGGGACACCGAAAGAUCCUGGCUAUGUUUCUGGUGCAUCCGCACCGGCCGGUCUUGUCGAGUGCACACGUCCCCCCGCAGAGGAGAGACUGGUGGGAAGCGGAGGUGCGGAGAAGCGGGGCGUUGUCGAACUUGCCGAAUGAGCUGAUUGAUAUGACGAUGAAGAGGGUGGAUUUCCCGCUGUCAUGGGAGCAGGCAGUAGAGACGAGGGAGAAAUUGAUGGAGGAACGAGGGAUGCUGAAUGAGCGCGUGGAGAAUUACAUGCAUCGGCAAACCUUUAGUUUUUGUGAACAUUGA